Messenger RNA from Clavispora lusitaniae ATCC 42720, 1026 nucleotides. RefSeq lists its product as uncharacterized. Lineage: Eukaryota; Fungi; Ascomycota; Pichiomycetes; Serinales; Metschnikowiaceae. The record is from RefSeq and is a predicted model, not a curated record.
AUGGAUGAUAUUGAGCACCUCGCAAAGCAGGUCUUUGGCGAAGAAAAAGUGCUGAGCCGUGACUCUUCCGAACGAACAUAUCCUGAGCAUAUCCUCCAUGAGUCUACACAUGCCACACGAUAUUACAAUGCAUUUCAGCAACAUACCCGGCAAUUUGUCCCAUCGGGAAGCCACGUUGUGCGUUUUUCGCAUUCGGCUCUAGAACGGCUUCUGCAAGAAAAAGUUGCCGCUUGGGAUACGGAAACCGGCAUUACUUCGCGGCCCGGCACGUCAGCUGCGCUUUUUCUGUGGUCUUCCUCCGACAAGUCUGUCGCAGCUCGGAGGCGCGAGCUCGAAGGGAAAACGCGCGCGCCCCAAAAUUCGCUCGAAAGCAAACGCCUCUUGCAUGAAAAUUCGCAUUCUUCCCAAAACACCGCCAGUGCAACGCACAACUUGGCGCACUCGCCCAAAAACUCGCACCGUCUGACUUUUGCCCAGCGCCUUGCGCUCCAGGCCGAGCGCGAGAGCAACCGGUUUGUCCAGCAACGAAUACAAGUCAUUAAGGAACACCACUUGCGAGCCGCGUCCAAAAAAGUCGACGAGCGAAAGCGACGAGAUCACGAGCUGCAUGUACAACGCAUUCGCCAAAAGGAAGAAGCCUACGAGCGUGCAUUGAAAGCAGCAAUUGAAGAACAGUCGUCGCGCCGCUCACUGGGUCUUUUCGCGCUGCUUUUCGGUAGCCCGCGCAGUGCGAGCUUUACUUUUGAGCCGAAAAGUAUGGCCAAAGCGCUGUACAGUGCAGAGAACCACCCACUGAAACCUUUGGAAGCCGAAUCUUCAUCGCUGUCUUUGGCGCAACCUCAAACGCCUUCUCGGACUGCAUCGCCUUCUGGCACUCAAUCUCCUAUUCAGUCGCCUGGCGCAUUUGACAAUCUCGAGGUGCUCGACCGACCAGAACCGCAAACUUCGCAUAAUUUUCUUCCUUUAAGCGCUCAAGCGGCACCUCAGUUGACAGACAAGCCGCAAGAAGAUUUGCUCACGUUGUAA